This is a messenger RNA of Brienomyrus brachyistius, 2930 nucleotides long. RefSeq names its product family with sequence similarity 78 member Bb (gene fam78bb). The transcript has 2 exons. The coding region runs from base 966 to 1817 and encodes 283 amino acids. The record is from RefSeq and is a predicted model, not a curated record. NCBI's taxonomy places the organism in Eukaryota, Metazoa, Chordata, Actinopteri, Osteoglossiformes, Mormyridae.
UACGCGUUUUAAUUUCUCUUUCGCUCUGCCGUUCAUUCAGCAUCAUCAGCACCAACGCGAGACUGAACAGCGGCAGGGGGUCGGAAAAGAAGACCAGAGAGAAAAUGACACACAGGAUGUUUGCUAAGGAUUCUGCCGAUGGCACGACGACAGUCACACCACGGAAAUGUUUAUCCAUUAUCAUUUACAGCGAAUGAAAAUCAAAAUAAUAAAAAUAUCUGGAAUGACGCUUGUUUGCUGGUAAUUGGUUACCCUUUCCUCCAAGGGGCAUCGUUUCAUUUCUCCCAGAGCGGAUUUAAGAAAACGAACAGUAUCGAGGAAAUGUGAAAAAACGCAGAGGAGCACAGCUGCAUUGUCUUUGCCGUGCGAUUCAUUCUUGUCGUUAAAUCGUCUCUAACCUUAUGAACAGUGCAAAGUAACGCUGCCGAGGCGGCAGGUAUGAAGCAGCGUAUGAUUUAUCAUCGCUCAACCCAAGCCAACCUCAACCGAUGGCGCCGCAGCAAAACACAAGACCGCCACCCCUGUAAAGACAGCGACACGCCGCCUCCGACGCUCCUGCUUCCCCUUCGUUUGUGACAUGACAGCACGGGGGAGAAAGGCUAGGAUCAAAGGCCGUAGACCUGCAGGCGGACGCCUGGACCGCAAGAGGAAGGGACUCCAGCCCGGGGAAUCCCGCAUAUCAGCUGCGGGAGAAAAGCAUCGGAGGCAGCGCCGUGAGCUGUCACGGACAUAUCGGGGGACACCUGAGAACAGGCAUCGCUGUGCCUUUUCUUACCCGCUAAUCAUCAUUUAAGUCUUUGAAUUUUUGUUUUAAAUCGCAUCGGUUCACUUAUUUAUUUAUUUGUGAUUAUUAUUAUUAUGUAUUCUUGUAUUUAUGAUGCUGCUUAUAUUUUCAUAGUUUGUUGAAAUUAUUUGUUGGUAAAUACUAUUGAGGAAUUAAGCUGUAUGAGAUCUGACCGCGAUUAAUGCGCCAAUCGGCCCCAUCUCAGCUGCUCUCCCCGUGGCUGCUUCUUGUGACUCUAGCCACCGCCAUGGGCUGCAUCCAGAGCAUCGCUUGUAAGUCCCGUAUCAAACGCGAAAACAUCGUGGUCUACGACGUCUCGGCAACCAUCGAUCAGUGCCCGACAGUGAUUGAGGAGAACUCGCCCAUUGUGCUGCGCUACAAAACACCAUAUUUCAAGGCUUCAGCCCGCGUGGUGAUGCCCCCUAUCCCUCGCGAUGAGACGUGGGUAGUAGGUUGGAUUCAGGCUUGCACGCAGAUGGAGUUUUACAACACCUACAGCGACAUCGGCAUGUCGAGCUGGGAGCUUCCAGAGCUCCGCGAGGGCCAGGUCAAAGCCAUCAGCGACUCGGAUGGCGUCAGCUAUCCCUGGUACGGCAACACCACUGAGACGGUGACGCUCGCGGGUCCCACCUCCAAGCCCUCCCGCUUCACCGUCAGCAUGAACGACAACUUCUACCCCAGCGUGACGUGGGCCGUGCCCGUCAGCGACAACAACGUGCCCCUGCUGACCCGCAUCAAGAGGGACCAGAGCUUCACCACUUGGCUGGUGGCCCUCCAUACUGGCACUAAGGAGAAGAUCAUUCUGCAGACGGUCAAGUGGCGCAUGCGGGUGGAUAUUGCCGUGGAUCCUACGAAGCCUCUUGGGGCCCGGGCAGCGUUGAUCGGUCGUCCGCAGCAGGACCAGCCACGAGUCCUGACCCGCAUGGAGCCCAUUCCACCCAAUGCCCUGGGCCGCCCUAACGCCAACGAUGCCCAGGUGCUGAUGUGGAGGCCCAAGAGGGGAACCCCAGUUGUGGUCAUCCCGUCCAAGUAGUGCGAUGGACAGCCUGGCUAAGAGACCCACAGCAUUAGAGACUCACAGACAAAAGGUGGGGUUCCGCCUUAAAUGCCAACCAUUACCUUUGAGCGGGGGGACAGGAACAUUGGAGCAAAGGAAGUGGGAAGAGUAAGACAGGAAGUUCGAAUCUGCCUUAAAUUCCAUGACACACUGUAUGUAGGACCACAUACGCACAGACAGUGUCCCUCGGCUGAGCCACCGAUCGCUCUGUGUGUGACACAUCACUCCGUCAGGGGACAGGGACCGGGCGCCGAGCUGUCCGAGCAAAGAGGACGCAGGGGACACCAGGUGACCUCGCAUCUGCACAUGCUGGUAGCUAGGUGGCCACGGAGCCCUCACCUUAGCGCACACAGGAAUGCCUUCAAGGGUCUGGUAUUCCAGUGAAGCAUGCUUCUCGACAUCGAGAGCAAAUGGGAUCCUUCAGACAGUCGUGGAACUGCCUUAAAACUUCCAGCAUAGUUAAGACGGGGACAGGGGUCAUUCUUAGGAUAUAGCCUGGGAGUUUGGAAGAUGGAGCAAGCAGUUUGAUGGAUCCGAUGGACAGAGAGCAAUUUUGACACUGUUCAUUGUCUAGGUGCAAACCAUACAGGCCUUCUAAGUCAAAGGGACACCACUGUACCCUGCUUUCCUCAGCAGAGUCGAGCCAAAACUACUCAUGUCAUUGUGGUUUAUGUACAGACAAGCACAGUAACGGUCAAACCAAAAUGUUGGUGGACCACAUAGAGACCAGGCAACUAAACAGACACACAGACGCGCAACGACCUGCACACUGAAACCUCAGCAAGUUUCAACCAUCCAUGCCAUUUUGAUUCCCUUAAGUCAUGUUUUCUAGCAUUGGUGUGUCGGAACACUGAGCCCCUAGUCCCAGGCGUGGGAGAGGGGGGGUGGGAAUGAAGCCUGCACAGGGAUCGGGGGGCAGACAAGCACGGGGGCAAAGAAAUCUUUGGUCUUGUAUUGUAUUUUUUUGCAUGCAAGCAGUGUUUCCAAAAACAAUAAAAGACUAAAAUUAGCAGCAGUCGCUAGUUGUGUUUGAGGGAACAUUACAGCCCUAUACGCCACUCAUGCACAUGCUAAGAGGCAGCACGGAUG